Molecule: messenger RNA, 933 nt
Organism: Camellia sinensis
Lineage: Eukaryota; Viridiplantae; Streptophyta; Magnoliopsida; Ericales; Theaceae
Source: RefSeq, a predicted model, not a curated record
AAACCCAAACUAACAAGCAACACAUUGCAUUAAUAAGCAUUAUAUUAUUUUUCAACAAGUUUUGGACUCUCUCUCUCUCUGUUCCCAUUUCUUCACCCUAUCAACCUCAUCCCUCAUCCCUCAUCCCCUCUUUCGUUACAAACACUUUAAAAACCCCACUCCAACUUUACCCAAUUACCAUCCUCCUCCACCACCACCACCACCACCACCAAUGGCUUCAGAAACUCCAAAUCCACCAUUCCCAAUCAAAACAGUGGUGGUUCUAGUCCAAGAGAACCGCUCAUUCGACCACAUGCUCGGUUGGAUGAAAUCCUUAAACCCACAAAUCAACGGCGUAACCGGCUCCGAAUCAAACCCUCUCUCCACCUCCGACCCCGGUUCGAACCGCCUCUUCUUCGGCCAAAACUCCAUAUACGUGGACUCGGACCCGGGUCACUCCAUCCAAGCCAUGUACGAACAAAUCUUCGGCCAACCAUGGACUCAAAACUCCGCAUCCCAAAAUCUCCAACCCACUAUGCAAGGUUUUGCACAGAAUGCAGAGAGGACACAGAAAGGGAUGUCGGAGACGGUGAUGAACGGGUUUAAACCGGAGUCAGUGGCGGUUUACAAGGAGCUGGUGGCGGAGUAUGCGGUGUGUGACCGGUGGUUCGCGGCGGUGCCUGCGUCCACGCAGCCGAACCGGUUGUUUGUGCACUCUGCGACGUCGCAUGGGGCCACGAGUAAUGAUACCAAGAAGUUGAUAGAAGGGUUUCCUCAGAAGACUAUAUUUGAGUCCUUGGAUGAAGAGGGUCAUAGCUUUGGAAUCUACUAUCAAGCCCCUCCAGCCACACUUUUUUACAGGUGAUUGUAUAUGAUCAUUCUGCUCAUUAAUUUUUUUUUAAUGAUUAAAAUUUAUAUAUAUAAAAAAUAAAAAUAAAAUAUUGGGACAAUUAC